This is a messenger RNA of Sphaeramia orbicularis (orbiculate cardinalfish), 642 nucleotides long. Its product is annotated as interferon a3-like. Gene Ontology annotation, molecular function: cytokine receptor binding. Gene Ontology annotation, cellular component: extracellular region. NCBI's taxonomy places the organism in Eukaryota, Metazoa, Chordata, Actinopteri, Kurtiformes, Apogonidae. Bases 1 to 642 code for a protein of 213 amino acids. The transcript has 5 exons. The record is from RefSeq and is a predicted model, not a curated record. Gene Ontology annotation, biological process: response to exogenous dsRNA; defense response.
AUGCCUAACAAGAUCUUCUUCGUUUGCCUCUUUGUGAGUCUGUUCUGCGCAGGCGCAUCACUGAGCUGCAGGUGGAUGGGGAAGUUCAGACAGUACAACGAAAAGUCUCUGACUCUGUUAGAAGGCAUGGUUACUAACUCCACUAACUCCACUGUGGAUGCUGCGGAGGAGGAUGCUGUGGCCUUCCCUGAUGAGCUCUACAAACACGCAUCCAAAGCAUCAGCUGAGGAUCGACUUGCCUUCACUGUGCAGAUUCUGGAGGAGGUUGCAGCCCUGUUUGAGGAGGACCGAAGCCCCUCAAACGAGACCGUAUGGGAGGAGACCACAGUGGAGAACUUUAUUAACCUGACAACCCAACAGGCCGACGGACUGCGCUCAUGUAUUGUGAGCCACAGCCACAAGAAGAAGAACAAGAAGCUGAGCUUGUACUUCAAGAGACUGUCACACCAUGCCAAGCAAAUGGUUCACAGCGCUGACGCCUGGGAACUGAUCAGGAAGGAAGCCCACGCUCAUUUACUGAGAGCAGACAUACUGGUUACAUCUGUUCUCACACCACUCAAAGACCAAGGUGUAGAACCAGCUCUGCAUUGCCUCCAAAAUCGCGCUAACCUCAGCUUACAGAGUACCACGUUGUCUACCUGA